AUGUCAUCUCGGUCCGCAUUACCAUCUGCGAAUGAACGGGGCACGGAUCAUCAUGCCUCUCUGGCGGUGAGUCGCUCAGAGAAAGGGACGAGUGUGUCAAGCCGCUCUCUGGGAGCGCGAUGCCGGAAUUCCGUGGCAUCCUUCUCGGACGAACAGCCUCACAUCGGCAACUACCGGCUCCUCAAAACCAUUGGCAAGGGCAACUUUGCCAAGGUGAAGCUUGCCCGUCACAUCCUGACCGGCAGAGAGGUUGCAAUAAAAAUUAUCGACAAAACUCAGUUGAACCCAACCAGCCUACAGAAGCUCUUUCGAGAGGUGCGGAUCAUGAAAGGACUACGUCAUCCAAACAUAGUGCAGCUGUUUGAGGUGAUUGAAACCGAAAAGACCCUUUAUCUAGUUAUGGAGUAUGCUAGUGGAGGUGAAGUGUUUGACUACCUCGUAUCUCAUGGUAGGAUGAAGGAAACAGAAGCCAGAGCCAAAUUUCGGCAGAUCGUCUCUGCUGUUCAUUACUGCCACCAGAAGAACAUUGUCCACAGAGAUCUGAAGGCUGAAAACCUGCUCCUGGACGCAGAUGCUAACAUAAAGAUAGCCGACUUUGGUUUCAGUAAUGAGUUUACUCUGGGAAAUAAGCUGGACACGUUCUGCGGCAGCCCCCCCUACGCUGCCCCCGAACUCUUCCAGGGGAAGAAGUACGACGGCCCGGAGGUGGACAUCUGGAGCCUGGGUGUCAUCCUUUACACGUUGGUCAGUGGAUCGCUGCCCUUCGAUGGACAAAACCUUAAGGAGCUACGUGAGCGUGUUUUAAGGGGGAAGUAUCGUGUUCCUUUCUACAUGUCUACUGACUGUGAGGGAAUACUGCGCAGAUUCCUGGUGCUCAACCCAAGCAAACGCUGCACUCUAGAGCAAGUGAUGAAGGAUAAGUGGAUGAAUACAGGGUAUGAGGGCGAUGAGCUGAAGCCCCACGUUGAGCCGGCAGAGGAUUACAGUGACCCCCACCGCAUAGAGGUGAUGGUGGGCAUGGGGUUCACCCCAGAGGAGAUUAAAGAUUCUCUGUUGAAUCAAAAGUAUAAUGAGGUGACUGCUACCUACCUGCUUCUGGGCCUCAAGUCUGAGGACGGCGCGGAGUCGCGGUCGAGUGGCAGUAUGACGUUGCCGCGAGUGCGGCCAAGCCCUAUCACCAAUGGAACCAACAAACACUCUUCUGCUACUGGCUCUUCCUCCUCCUCCUCUUCCUCACACAGCAAGACGCAGCGCAGCGCCUCCACAUACCACCGCCAGCGACGACACAGCGACUUCUGCGGUCCAUCCAUGCCCGUGAUGCACCCUAAACGUAGCCCGACCAGUGGGGGCGACAGGGAGCUGAGGGAGAGCCGCAUGCCCCCCCGUAAGGCCAGCUGCAGCGUGAUGGGCAGCCGCAGUCUGCCCCCCUCCAGCCCCAUGGUCAGCACCGCCAACAACCCCAACAAGGCCGAGAUCCCCGAACGCCGCAAAGAGAUGACCGCCACCACCAACAACAUCCCAGGCAGUGCUAUGACUCGUAGGAACACCUAUGUGUGUACAGAUCGCUCCAGCACUGACAGGCACUCACUGCUGCAGAACGGAAAAGAGAACAGUUCUCUCUCUCACCGACUGCCCCCCACCUCUCCCUCCACUCUGAGUAUUGCGGGGGCGGGGGCUUCCUCCUCCUCCUCCUCCAGCGAGCGAUGUCGUCUGACCCGUGGAUCCACCAUCCGUAGCACCUUCCACGGGGGCCAGCUGAGAGACCGUGGUCCACCCUCCUAUGGCCCCCCGCCUACAUCUCCCACCAUGCCCCAUGACGCAGGAGCCCUGCCCCCUCACGCUCGCACCCGCGCCACCUCUAACCUCUUUAGCAAACUCACCUCCAAACUCACCCGCAGGGUCAAUCUUGACCCGUCUAAACGCCAGGGCUCUAACAAAUCAGUAUUGGGUUGCACUCUUCCACAGGGAUCCAAAACAGUUAGGUCACAAAUGAACCUGAGGGAAUCUGCAGAUCUUCGGUCACAAGUAUCUCUCUCUAUCUCUCUCUCUCCCUCUCUCUCCCUCAGUGGCCAUUUAUCUAGGGAUCAGAAAGCGCCAGAGCCCUGGGCCAUCGGAGGGUGGGGGGAUGUGAAGCCGCCGCCCCCCCGGGCCCCAGCGGAGGUGUUGUUUGCAGUGCGGGAGGCGGCCCGUGGGUGUGGCUGCCAGGUGCAUCACGCCGGCCCCUUCCUGCUCUGCUGCAGCCACAACGCGCAGGGUUCGAUGGUCACCUUCCAGGCGGAGGUCUGUCAGCUUUGGUCUGGCCCCACUGAGGCCAACGGGGUGCGCUACACUCGCCUGUGGGGGGCGCCUCUUGCCUUCCGACACAUUGCCACCCAAAUAUCCAAGGAGGUGGAGCUUUGA
Molecule: messenger RNA, 2400 nt
Organism: Chanos chanos (milkfish)
Lineage: Eukaryota; Metazoa; Chordata; Actinopteri; Gonorynchiformes; Chanidae
Gene: mark4a
Product: MAP/microtubule affinity-regulating kinase 4a
Exons: 18
Coding region: 1-2400 (799 amino acids)
Biological process (GO): microtubule cytoskeleton organization; protein phosphorylation; intracellular signal transduction
Cellular component (GO): cytoplasm
Molecular function (GO): ATP binding; tau-protein kinase activity
Source: RefSeq, a predicted model, not a curated record